UUUCUUUUUAAUUUAUUCUAGAGGAUUAGGGCGGUGGAAUAAAAGUGAGUAGGAGAUGCGGUCCUGUGUAAGAGCUGUGAGCGGGACGGCCCAGCGGCUUCACGUGGCUCCAGUCUGUGGCUCUCAGCCUCUCGCUGUUGUAGCUCGCAGUCUCAGUUUCUCUCCGUGCCGAGUCACAUCCGAUGCCAGUUUUCACUCAGUGUCCUCUGGAUCAGAUCAUCCCAGAGUUCUCAUAACCGGGGGUCUGGGUCAGUUGGGAGUGGGUCUAGCCAAACUGCUCAGGAAGGAGUUUGGAAAAUAUAAUGUAAUUCUGUCUGACAUCAGGAAACCCCCAAAUCAUGUUUACCAAAGCGGUCCCUUUAUAUAUUCUGACAUUUUGGACUACAAAAACCUGCGUGAGAUUGUUGUAAACAACCGCAUCACUUGGUUGAUACACUACAGCGCCCUUCUGAGUGCAGUCGGAGAGGCCAAUGUGUCCCUCGCUCGUGACGUCAACAUCACUGGGUUGCACAACGUUCUUGACAUUGCCGGAGAACAUGGGCUCCGUCUUUUCGUCCCCAGCACUAUUGGAGCCUUUGGCCCCUCCUCCCCUCGUAACCCCACCCCUGAUCUGUGCAUCCAACGACCACGAACCAUUUACGGAGUGUCCAAGGUUCACGCUGAGCUAAUGGGAGAGUAUUACCAUCACAGGUUAGGUCUUGACUUCCGCUGUCUCAGAUACCCAGGAAUCAUUUCUGCAGACUCUCAACCUGGUGGAGGAACUACAGACUAUGCUGUCCAGAUCUUCCACGAUGCUGUGAAAACUGGCAAAUUUGUGUGCAAUCUGAGGCCUGACACAAGACUUCCCAUGAUGUUCAUUGAGGAUUGUAUAAGAGCCACACUGGAAGUUCUGGAAGCUCCUGCUGAGGUACUCGGUAUGCGCACAUACAACAUCAGCGCCAUGAGCUUCACUCCAGAGGAACUGGUACGAGAAAUCAGGAGGCACCUGCCAGACCUGCAGGUCACAUACGAGAUUGACCCAGUUCGACAGGCCAUUGCCGAUAGCUGGCCAGAGAUCUUAGAUGACACCAGUGCCCGCAGUGACUGGGGCUGGAAGCACGACUAUGGUUUGCCAGAGCUGGUUCAGGCGAUGCUCAACUUCACUGGAUCAGACUCCAGAAUGUCUCAAGCAAACUAAUCUCCAUCUGCCAUCACGUGUUUUUGGGGCCUAAUGGAAGGAAUGGUAAUCGGGCUCUGUAACUAACUGAGAUUACUGAAGGUCAAACUU
Messenger RNA from Rhinichthys klamathensis goyatoka, 1267 nucleotides. RefSeq names its product L-threonine 3-dehydrogenase, mitochondrial-like. Gene Ontology annotation, biological process: L-threonine catabolic process. The transcript is spliced from 9 exons. Gene Ontology annotation, molecular function: L-threonine 3-dehydrogenase activity. The record is from RefSeq and is a predicted model, not a curated record. The coding region runs from base 56 to 1177 and encodes 373 amino acids. NCBI's taxonomy places the organism in Eukaryota, Metazoa, Chordata, Actinopteri, Cypriniformes, Leuciscidae.